UUUUGUUUUAGAAAAUCUCUUCCUCACUGCCAAAGAAUCAACAGAAUGCUCUCCAGUGAAUCUUUACAUCCUCCUAUGUAUAGCCGUUCCAAUUCCCAAGCAUCUGUUGAUAGCACUUCCAUGGAAGAUUUCUGGUGUGAGGUGGAAAAUAUCAAAGAAAUCACUGAGGAGAGACAAGAUGACCAAGCUGUGUUAGAAGUCAAGCCUCCUGAUGAAGGAGAAUUGGAAGCGGAAUGGUUGCAUGAUGUAGGUCUGUCUACGUUAAUAUCAGGGUCUGAAGAGGAGGAUGGAGAAGCAUUGCUCUCCACUCUGACCCGAACACAAGCAGCUGCAGUACAAAAAAGAUACAACACCUACACUCAAACUAUGAGAAAGAAGAAUAAACACCAAGUUAGAGAUGUACGAGACAUCUUUGGGGUCAGCGACAAUUCUCCCACUUUUGAGGCCAUACCUGUAUCACCAGCAAUGACUAAUGGUAUCCAGCUUCCUGUGCACAAACCAGCUAGUAGCUGUCUAGAAUGUGAAUUUGAGAAGGACAACCAAUCCGUUACAGAAGAACUGUCCUUUGAGGUCUCUUUCUCAGAAUCCAUUACAGUUAUUCCAAAGCACAGAGAAUGGCACAGUAAUCAGAGUUUUAAAAAGGAAGAAUCUGUUUUGCCGAACUUUAUGAUUAGGAAAAGCCGAUUUGGACUGACGGAAGUUGGAGAUUUGUCUCUUGAUGACAUGAAGAAAAUUCGCUAUUUGUCUCUGAUUGAGUUAACAGCCUUCUAUGAUGCUUUAGGCAUUGAACUGAAGAGGAAUCGAACAGAAAGAGUCAAAGGACGAGAAAAUGGCCUUUUUGGAGUUCCCCUAACAAUCUUGCUGGAAAGUGAUCAGAAAAAGAUCCCUGGAAUAAAAGUCCCUCUCAUCUUUCAGAAAUUGUUGCUCAAACUUGAGGAAACUGGUCUGGAAACAGAAGGGAUUCUUCGAGUGCCUGGAUCUGCUUCAAGAGUUAAGAGUCUUCGCCAAGAAAUUGAGACAAAAUUUGAAGAAGAUACAUUUGACUGGAAUCAGGUACGCAACAAUGAUGCUGCAGGACUCCUGAAGAUGUUUAUACGGGAACUUCCAAGCCCCCUCUUCACUGUGGAAUACCUCCCUGCCUUCAUCACAUUAGUGGAAAAAAUUCCCAAAGUCAAGUUACAGCUGCAAGCUUUGCAUUUGCUGAUCAUGUUGUUGCCUGAUGCCAGCAGGGAUGCAGCCAAGGUUCUUCUGCAGUUUUUGAAGAAGGUGGUUAGUAAUGAAGGGAAAAACAAAAUGACUCUGUGGAAUGUUUCCAUGAUAGUUGCCCCAAACCUCUUCGUCUACAAAGGCAAGCGUGCAAACCAAGAAGAGAUGUUAGCGGCAGCCACCACAGCACGUAUUGUGAGACUUUUAAUUAAAUACCAGGAUAUCCUGUGGAUGGUUCCAAAUUUUCUGAUUUCCCAGGUGAGGAAGAUGAAUGAGGCUGCAAUGAACAAUACCAAGAGGCAGCUGAUGUUUGACAAGGGUGUGCGAAGGCUGCUGAGAAGAAAAACUAUGGAAAGGGAGCGGCCAGAAAGAACAGAGUCUGACAUACCUGAGGGAGUCAUAAGAGUUCAUGCUCCAUUGCAUUCAAAAGUUUCUAUGGCAAUACAGCUGAACAAUCAAACAAAAGUCAAAGAUAUUCUGGCACGAUUUUAUUGUGAAAACAGCCAUGAACCAUCAGAGAGCAUGAAAAUGCAGAUCCAAAGUUUACAUGAGAUUGGAGGAAAUAUAGGACAGCACUGUUUGGACCCAGAUGCUUAUAUGCUUGAUGUUUACCAUGCAAAUCCUCAAGCAGAGUGGGUGAUUAAACCAAAAAUAAGUUGAAACCCGCAAAGACAAUAUGGCAAAGCACUUUGGAAAAUGCCAAAAGGAUGGAAGAAAAACAACCCUUAUCAAGAACCACAUUGCCAAGAAUAAAACCAAAGAAGUUGUGUGUGGGUCUACACAAUAUAAUUUAAAGUUUUUGCCUUCCAAACACAUCCUAGACCUUGAGAACUGUUACUUCAGUUAAUUGUUUGUUGUAAUUUAUUUUGCAAUGUGUACACUUUAACACUGGUUUUGCUUGUGCCAGUUUUCAACCAAUGUGAAGGAACACAGAAGUUUUUUCCUGUUGUACCAUUUAUAAGAAAACCAAACAAACUGCAAUGGCAUUCUAGAUGACUAAGGACCUAGUCAUCAGUAGUGAAAUACUGCAAAGGAAUCAUAAGGUGCAAAGGGUUUUGGUUUUUUUUUGGGGGGGGGGAGCAUGUAUGAACAAUGGAGAGUGCCAAAACUCUAUGACUACUCAUUCCUGUUCAAAGGAAAUCUUUUUAUUGUCAAAUGUUAAUUAUUAAGUAGUUAUGUUUCAUUGUAUGUUACUGGCUGCCAAUGAGAGGGAAAAACUACCAUAAAAGGUAUUUUUACUGUUAAUGUACUGUGCAUGUAUAUAUACACAACUGCAUAUGAGCAUUUUAGUGAUAUUUCUUUUAUGAUAUUACACUGCAACAAUUAACACAAGUUAAUUUGUAACACAUGCAUUUCAGACUGUGUACCACUGUAAUUUAAUUGUUCUAGUUUGAGAGGACUGAAUGAUAUUAGGAUUAGCCAGAGGAAUGUUGCCUGAAUUCAUUAAAUUGGUCUUUUUACUUAAUAGCCA
Messenger RNA from Heteronotia binoei (common prickly gecko), 2677 nucleotides. It is a transcript of the gene ARHGAP28, whose product is annotated as Rho GTPase activating protein 28. Gene Ontology annotation, molecular function: GTPase activator activity. The record is from RefSeq and is a predicted model, not a curated record. Gene Ontology annotation, biological process: negative regulation of stress fiber assembly; regulation of small GTPase mediated signal transduction; regulation of actin filament polymerization. NCBI's taxonomy places the organism in Eukaryota, Metazoa, Chordata, Lepidosauria, Squamata, Gekkonidae. The transcript has 14 exons. The coding region runs from base 46 to 1866 and encodes 606 amino acids. Gene Ontology annotation, cellular component: cytoplasm.